GCCACUGCUCUUGUUGCAGCUCUUGUAGCUUGAAUCCAAAGGGGAGGCUGAGCCAAGCCAAGCCAAACCGAGGUCUACGGCGAAGGGCACAAGCAGCACAAAGCACAAGCUUUCACGAACGCGGAAACCCAAAGCUCCACUCCACUUGCGCUGAAGAGUUUGGGGCUUGAGCUGGUGGCACCAUAAAUGUCUCCGUUAACGUAAAAAAUAUAUAAUCCCUGUGCGAGCGGCUUGUUGUAGACCCAGAAUUCAAGUCGAGAUGUCCUGCCAGGGAUUCAUCCAAUGUAUUCUGAAGUUGAUCAAUUUUUUGGUAACGUUGGUUGGGGCCCUCAUGAUAGUAUACUCACUUUGGAUGCUAAAAGAAUGGAGCUCCUUUGGCCCUCAUGAUCAAGAGACACUUGUUAAUGCUCCUGCGCUUUUAUCAGGCGGGGAUAUAAGUAUGUCAUCUGAUGGGGUUCAACUUACUGAAGGGUUUAUGGUGGAACCUAUUGCAAGGCCUCUCUUGAAAGAAGGCUUAUACAUAUCAAAACUUCCUGCUCCUUGGUUUAUUUACGCAUUCUUCGGUGCCGGGGCUAUCACUUGCUUUGUCUCCUUGACGGGACAUAUUGCAGCUGAGUUGAGCAACAGCUUCUGUCUUUCAUGUUAUAGUGUACUUCAAAUUCUGCUUCUAUUGGCACAAUUCGCAGUUGCUGGAGCUCUUUUCUUUGAUCGGCAUUGGCGAGAGGAUAUACCAGAGGAUCCCACCGGGGAGUUGGACAAAGUUCAAGAAUUUGUAUUGAACAAUCUAGAUAUCUGCAAGUGGGUUUCGUUAGGUGUGGUGGUCCUAGAAGCACUUGGCUUAUUCUUCGCAUUUAUACUCCGGUCUAUCUCUUCGAGUGCACGGAGAGACUACGACAGUGACGAAGAUUACAUGGUGGCCAGGUCAGCUCCCCGCCGACCUGUAGUCGACCGGCAGGCAAAUCAGCCUCCCCCUGCAUCGGGUUCUGGGGCUGCAACAGAAGCUCGACCUCCUCGUAGUGAUGCUUGGAGCACAAGGAUGCGGGAAAAGUAUGGCUUGGACACAACUGAGUUCUCAUCUAAUUCACCUGACAUGAGGAGAUUACCAAAUCAGACACCAGGGGCAGAGGAGCAGCAGAGUCGUUGCAUCAUAAUGUAGACUACGUCUAGUUUGCCACCUUUCAGAAUUUACACCAAGCUCUUGUUUGGUGCUUCUUGCAAGAAGAAUGCUUUUAGUUGUCAAUCUCUUCUAUUCUCUACAUGAACUAUUGCUUUUUGCUGCUCAAAAACUGUUGAGAGUAGAAUUGUUUGAUUAGAAGGCUUUCGGAAGGUGAACAAGGCCGUGUUGCAUAUCGGAUCUUUGUAUGGCAAAUGUUUUGUCAAAUUGUUGGACUUUAGUGUCCAAAUGUCAGGAUGUUAGACAUUAGAGGCUUUUUCAACACCUCCUGUUGUAUAGAACCGUGUUGUCUUCUACAUAUUAGUCCAUAUGGUCAUAACAAGUGGUCAUAGUGGAUGUGCUUCUAAGUUCAGUCCUGUGGGACAAAUUGUCUUUUCUCCACCUAAUAAAAGCAAGUUUAGCCGAAGCGAA
This is a messenger RNA of Physcomitrium patens, 1585 nucleotides long. RefSeq names its product tobamovirus multiplication protein 2A. Gene Ontology annotation, cellular component: membrane. The record is from RefSeq and is a predicted model, not a curated record. NCBI's taxonomy places the organism in Eukaryota, Viridiplantae, Streptophyta, Bryopsida, Funariales, Funariaceae.